This is a messenger RNA of Plasmodium malariae, 2145 nucleotides long. Its product is annotated as conserved Plasmodium protein, unknown function. Lineage: Eukaryota; Apicomplexa; Aconoidasida; Haemosporida; Plasmodiidae. Bases 1 to 2145 code for a protein of 714 amino acids. The transcript has a single exon. Gene Ontology annotation, cellular component: plasma membrane. The record is from RefSeq and is a predicted model, not a curated record.
AUGAAUAACCUAAUAAAACGCAAGUAUGGAAGUGUGUUAAAAUUAAUCUCGUUUAUGUGCUUAUAUAGCUGUAUUAAAAACCUUCUUACAAAUAUAGUAAGUAAAGAUGAAAACAGUACCACUAAAUCAGACUUGUAUGUGCAAGGAUAUAAUUGGAAUAUCCUAGAAAAGUGGAAAUCUAUGAGUCCUAUGGAAAAGUUAGAAUAUAAAAUAAAUUACAAUAUUGGACUAAACAUAGAUGCAGAAAUAGGCGACUUUGGAGAUUACAAUUCGGAUGUAAAAACAGAUUUAAUAUUAUUUAAAUAUGAUAAAAAUAAACUAGUUAGUACUAUAUAUAUAUAUAUAUUUAGCGUACAAGAAAAUAAAUUUGUGUACCAUACAGAAGUCUCUUUUGAAGGGAAAGUUAUGAAUGUUACAGCUAUUGACCUUAAUUUUGAUGGUUCUUUAGACAUUUUAGUUUUAUUUAAAGAUCCAAAGGAUAAUAGUAAAAAUAAUAAAUAUUACAUUUGCGCAUUUGUACAAAAUGAAAAUGAUCAAUUAGAAGAAUUUUGGAAUUCUAAAAAGAAAGAAAUUGGGAAUGAAAAAAUAUCAGAGAAAGAAGAUGAAGAGAGUAUUUAUUUUACUACUAUACAUCCCUUAGUAUGUGAUAUUAAUAAUGAUGGUUUACCUGAUCUUAUAGGGCAGCAGUCAGGUAAACUUGACGGUUUUUCACGUUUUAUUUGGAUUAAUAAAAAAAAUGAAUUUAAAAGUAUUUUAUGGAAAAGUAUGAACAUAUUUGAUUACUCAGAUUUAGGGGAAAUUACUAAUCCUAAUUCUAGUGCUAUAGUAGAUAUUAAUGGAGAUUGUAAAUCGGACUUAGUAUUUACUGUAUAUAAUAAAAAUGACUUUAAAAAUGUAUAUCUAGAAAUUUGGAUAAACAAAAUAGUAGAUGGAAAAAGUAAGUAUGUAAAAAAUGCAAAGAAUUAUGGACUUCCACUUAAUUCUAUGCAAGUUUUAUUUGGAGAUUUUAAUGGAGAUGGUGCUAUUGACAUUGUAGUUCCUGCAUGUGUAAAAAGUUCCUUUUGUAACUACUGUUGUGUUAAUGAUGAUAAAAUAUAUUUCAUUCCAAAUAUCCAAAAAAACAUAUGUGAUAAUUCAUGGAAAAAACCAGAUGAAAGUAAAUGUAGACUACCAUCAAAUUUAUGUUCAGAAAGUGAUUUUCAUUUUAUGGAAAUACGCAAUGAAGAUUUUGUUUCAGUAGUAGAUACAACUGGUUUACAUUUACUAGGUGAUGCAGACUAUCCUAAUUACCUAAGUGUUGGUGAUAUAGAUGAUGAUGGAUAUUUAGAUCUACUAAUAACUUUGAAAAAUGAUAAAGGACAAAAAUACGUAAGAAUAUAUAAAAAUGAACAAAAAACACAUUAUGAAGAAAAUAAUAUAGAUAUAAGAGGUUUUUAUAAUUUUUAUCAAUUCGUAACUUCUCCAGGAGAGUCAGUUGCAGAUGUAUACAGUGCAGCCUUCUUUGAUAUUUUUGAAAAUGGGGUAUUAGAUAUAUUAAUAUUUGGAAAAUACCGAAGUACUAAUAAACAAACAAAAUAUGCUGCAGUUGGGUUUAUACGAAAUAAUGAAACAGAUUCACUCUUCUUAAAAUCAACAGCAUUGAACGGAAUUUGUGUUAAUGACUGUUAUAAAGAAAAAGAUAAAAUUACGACAAAAACGUUAGGAGGUAAUGCACAUGGACCUACAUUUAAAAUAACAGUAAUUGAUGUAAAUGGUGUUAAGUCAAGUAGAAUAGGAAUACAGAAAAGUCAGUCAGCGCAUUUCCCUCUUCAACUUCCAUAUGUUUUAUUUGGAUUAGGUAGAACAAGUAAUUAUGUAGAAGAAUUUUAUGUAGGGAUGCCAACACAUGAGCAAAAAUAUUUCAAUAUGUGGGUCUCAAUUAUACCUAAUUCUCAUAUCAUUGUCAUUCCUUACCCAUUGGAUAAUUCAAACAAGUGGCAAAUACAACUUUCUGUUAACCCUUCGAAGAAAUUUUACUCAAUUAUUUAUAUUACCCUUAUUUGUUUGACCGUAAUUGGUAUACUUAUCUUUAUCCUAGACAGGAAGGAAAAGAUUGAGGAUUCUAAAGAGGAAAUGGGUUUCAAGAGUCAUUUCGUUAUAGGUUAA